AAAUAAUGGCGUCUCUAGCGCCGCCUUCUCACACUCUCUGGCUCUUCGCUCGGUUGCAGUGUUUCGUUUCUUCGCCUUCUCUGCCUCUUCUCAUCCUUUCUCGCUCUCUGCUCUGCGGUGUGACGCGGCUGAAUCCUCUCCGCACCCAGCCCUCGCCUUUCUUCUUCUGUCCGCGCUGUUCUAUUUCUCUCCUUCGGCCGCCGCCGCCACUGCUGCACAGCUGGUGUCGGUGCCGCGCUUUUCCCCCCACGUCGUCCCCGCAGCCUAUGGCCCAGGCCGCCUUGGGUAUUUCUGCUCAAGGUGACCACAUCCCUCUUUAAAAAUUCCGCCUAAAAAGAGAAGACGCUUUACCCGACUCUUUGGGCCGUUAUCUCACGGCGAACUUUCUGACCAAGUAUACAACUACCCAGAGGGCCUAGGAGAAGUGCUGUAUAGAGAGCAGUUCGACUUCAACGCUGAGCCACCUUGGGAACCUAGCUGAUGAUAGGGGGGUUCCAUCUCCUAACUUGUCCAUCUCUCCCUGUUCUACUUCCAGGGAGGUCUUCACUUCAGAAAUCCAAGACUCAUAUUCAUCCAGCUUGGUGUCAAGUGGGCUGUUGCUGCCAGAAUUAUCUUGUGAUUAUUUGAGAGAUGUAUCAGUUUCUUCUGAAGUACAAUCAACUGUAGAAGCCUUUGUAGCAGUUUGUUGCAUAUUCUAAGGACCCAGACGUAAGGCUUGGUGGCCCGUCUCUUGUUUUUCCUGGUUUAUGACUUUCGGCUUUGUGGAAUACGGCUGAGAUGAAAGGAUUUAUUGACGAUGCAAACUACUCCGUUGGCCUGUUGGAUGAAGGAACAAACCUUGGAAAUGUUAUUGAUAACUAUGUUUAUGAACAUACCCUGACAGGGAAAAAUGCAUUUUUUGUGGGAGAUCUUGGAAAGAUUGUGAAGAAACACAGUCAGUGGCAGAACAUAGUGGCUCAGAUAAAGCCAUUCUACACGGUAAAGUGCAACUCCACUCCAGCUGUACUUGAGAUUUUGGCAGCUCUUGGAACUGGAUUUGCUUGUUCCAGUAAAACUGAAAUGGCUUUAGUGCAAGAAUUGGGUGUAUCUCCAGAAAACAUCAUUUACAUAAGUCCUUGCAAGCAAGUGUCUCAAAUAAAGUAUGCAGCAAAAGUUGGAGUGAAUAUCAUGACAUGUGACAAUGAAGUCGAAUUGAAGAAAAUUGCACGUAAUCACCCAAAUGCCAAGGUCUUACUACAUAUUGCAACAGAAGAUAAUAUUGGAGGUGAAGAGGGCAACAUGAAGUUUGGCACUACCCUGAAGAACUGUAGGCAUCUUUUGGAAUGUGCUAAGGAACUUGAUGUCCAAAUUAUUGGGGUUAAAUUUCAUGUUUCAAGUGCUUGCAAAGAAUCUCAAGUAUAUGUACAUGCUUUAUCUGAUGCUCGAUGUGUAUUUGACAUGGCUGGAGAAUUUGGCUUCACAAUGAACAUGUUAGACAUUGGUGGAGGCUUCACAGGAACUGAAUUUCAAUUGGAAGAGGUUAAUCAUGUUAUCAGCCCUUUGUUGGAUGUCUACUUUCCUGAAGGAUCUGGCAUUAAGAUAAUUUCUGAACCCGGAAGCUACUAUGUGUCUUCUGCAUUUACACUUGCAGUUAAUAUCAUUGCAAAGAAAGUUGUUGAAAAUAAGUUUUCCUCUGGAGUAGGAAAAACCGGAAGUGAUGAACCAACCUUCAUGUAUUAUAUGAAUGAUGGUGUUUAUGGUUCUUUUGCAAGUAAACUGUCUGAGGACUUAAAUACCAUUCCAGAGGUUCACAAGAAAUACAAGGAAGAUGAGCCUCUGUUUACAAGCAGCCUUUGGGGUCCAUCCUGUGAUGAGCUUGAUCAAAUUGUGGAAAACUGUCUUCUUCCUGAGCUGAAUGUGGGAGAUUGGCUUAUCUUUGAUAACAUGGGAGCAGAUUCUUUCCAUGAACCAUCUGCUUUUAAUGAUUUUCAGAGGCCAGCUAUUUAUUAUAUGAUGUCAUACAGUGAUUGGUAUGAGAUGCAAGAUGCUGGAAUUACUUCAGACACAAUGAUGAAGAACUUCUUCUUUGUGCCUUCUUGCAUUCAGUUGAGCCAAGAAGACAAAUUUUCCGCUGAAGCUUAAGCAGGCAUCAACGCUUUUUUAGAUAUGAAGUUGCAGGUUAAGCUUGUCUGGUCUACAUUCCAGUGUGGAAAAAAUUUGAACAAUCUUAUUCUGUUAAUUCUCUUGGAAACAAAAACUACUAGUAAUAGCUAUUUGGGACCAGACAAAAUUAGCUCUCAUCUAUAAUUCACUGGGGGUAAUUGGGAGAUUAAGAUAAUGUAUCCACAUUUAAACUUACCAGUUUGCCCUACCCCUUAAGCGUUUAAAAUAAAAUAUGCAACAAAAUGGAUGACUUAGUGGAGAUGGAAGCCCAUUAAUUGGGUUCCCCAUUAAACCGUUUACAUACAAGUACACAGUUUUUAUACUAAGGAUUCGUGUUAAAAAGUCUUGUAAAGUUAAUGUCUUUCACCCAGAUAUAUCAAAUGUCAGUGGAAGACCAGUGUGAUUUCAUUAGAUACGUUUAGUGUAUUUAGAAUGUGUAAAUUUGUGCUUUGAAUUGUAGUUUAAUAAAUGUAAAAUUGCAUCAUAGUAUUUGUUGUAUUUGACCUAAUGUAACCCUUGUAUGAUUGCAAUAAAAUUUUGUGUAGAUUUUACUGUUUUUUCAGGCUAAAACUUUGGGAAAGGGGCUAGUUAGCAAAGGUAGUUUCGAAAUAGAUGUGUAUAUGGACUGUUUAGAAGGUUAUUUUCCUUUAUAGCCCAUUUAAGUUUAGUUUGACUCAGUACAUUUUUCAGUUAUUUAAUUAGUAAUUUAAGUAAAAUGUUUGGUAAAUCAUUGUGAAGUUGAGAUUCAUUAUGGAGAGUUGAUGUGCAGUAAGCAUGAUGUUUAACAAUUUUAACACCAAAAAUGUUAAUCCUGCAUAAACCAAUUGUAAUAAUUAAUAGGUGUUUCUGUACAGAUAGAAUGCAUAGAGUACCUUAGUAAAUCUUUGAAUCACAAAUCUUUUGGCUGAAAUGGAAGAUUCUCUUAAGUACCUUGAAAAAACUUUGGGGGAGGGAAAUAAAAUUGCAGAAAACUCUGCAGCGCACUAAAUCUUAAAGAAGGGCUACGUCUAUAUCCAGAAACCUGAUGCUCCUUUGCACGGAAUAUUAUUUAAAUUGAAAAUUGUGAGGUGGGGUGGGGAGAAGCACACCUAUUUUCAGUUUCUCAAUUGCAGUGAUUUCAGACUUAGGGUUUGUUUUGUUUUAGCUAUUCACUUAGCUUCUUGUUAUUUCCCAUUUGUUCAGCUUAGUGUAGUUUUAAUUCUUUUCAUACUAAAAUUUUAUGGUGAUUGGGGGAAGUGAGUUAGAGUCACUAACAUGACAGUUGUUGCCAGGAAUUUGCGUUGUUCACUGCUAGUAUAUUAGUAAUCCUAGAUCUCAGAAUCACAAUAGUAAUAAACAACAGGGGUCAUUUUUUCCUAACUUACUCUAUGUUCAGAUGUGGAAUUUCUGUCUACCAAGAGGAAAUGUGACUUCACUUUGGUGCCAAUGGACAGAAAAUUCUACCUGUGCUACAUAGGAGAAGUUUGGAAUGCACUUAAUAGCUG
Molecule: messenger RNA, 3626 nt
Organism: Physeter macrocephalus (sperm whale)
Lineage: Eukaryota; Metazoa; Chordata; Mammalia; Artiodactyla; Physeteridae
Gene: AZIN1
Product: antizyme inhibitor 1
Exons: 12
Coding region: 778-2121 (447 amino acids)
Biological process (GO): negative regulation of protein catabolic process; positive regulation of polyamine transmembrane transport
Cellular component (GO): cytoplasm
Molecular function (GO): ornithine decarboxylase activity; ornithine decarboxylase activator activity
Source: RefSeq, a predicted model, not a curated record